Gracilinanus agilis (Agile Gracile Mouse Opossum) is the source of this 1604-nucleotide messenger RNA. It is a transcript of the gene FOSL2, whose product is annotated as FOS like 2, AP-1 transcription factor subunit. Lineage: Eukaryota; Metazoa; Chordata; Mammalia; Didelphimorphia; Didelphidae. The transcript is spliced from 4 exons. Gene Ontology annotation, cellular component: nucleus. Gene Ontology annotation, molecular function: DNA-binding transcription factor activity, RNA polymerase II-specific; RNA polymerase II cis-regulatory region sequence-specific DNA binding. The record is from RefSeq and is a predicted model, not a curated record. The coding region runs from base 103 to 1089 and encodes 328 amino acids. Gene Ontology annotation, biological process: regulation of transcription by RNA polymerase II.
GGCGAGAGCGCCCAAGCAAGUGCGAGGCCGGGAGGAGGAGGAGGAAGAGGAGGGCGGAGGAAGACAAACACCCUGUUUCCUCUCGGGCUCCCACCGCGGAUCAUGUACCAGGAUUAUCCCGGGAACUUUGACACCUCGUCCCGGGGCAGCAGCGGCUCUCCAGCGCACGCCGAGUCUUAUUCCAGCGGCGGCGGCGGCGGCGGCGGCCAGCAGAAAUUCCGGGUAGAUAUGCCAGGAUCUGGCAGUGCCUUCAUCCCCACCAUCAACGCCAUUACCACCAGCCAGGAUCUCCAGUGGAUGGUACAGCCCACCGUCAUCACCUCCAUGUCGAAUCCGUACACCCGCUCCCACCCCUACAGCCCCCUGCCGGGCCUAGCCUCGGUCCCAGGACAUAUGACUCUUGCAAGACCCGGGGUGAUCAAGACCAUCGGUACCACUGUGGGCCGGAGAAGGAGGGAUGAGCAGCUGUCUCCAGAAGAAGAAGAGAAGCGAAGAAUUCGGAGAGAGCGGAACAAGCUUGCUGCCGCCAAAUGCCGGAACCGACGCCGGGAGCUGACUGAGAAACUGCAAGCGGAAACUGAAGAGCUGGAGGAAGAGAAGUCGGGGUUGCAGAAGGAGAUAGCCGAGCUGCAGAAGGAGAAGGAGAAGCUAGAAUUCAUGCUGGUGGCACACGGGCCCGUGUGUAAAAUCAGCCCCGAAGAGCGUCGGACCCCACCAUCCCACAACCUCCAGUCCAUGCGCCCUGGUGGAGGAGUCGGGACUGUUGUGGUGAAGCAAGAGCCCUUGGAAGAAGAGAUCCCAUCGUCCUCCUCUUCAGCCCUGGACAAGGCCCAGCGGUCCGUCAUUAAGCCCAUCAACAUCGCUGGGGGCUUUUAUGGGGAGGAGCCCCUCAACACCCCCAUUGUGGUGACCUCCACUCCAGCCAUCACCCCGGGCACCUCCAACUUGGUCUUUACCUACCCAAACGUGCUGGAGCAGGAGUCCCCGGUGUCCCCUUCUGAGUCGUGCUCCAAGGCCCACCGGAGAAGUAGCAGCAGUGGGGAUCAGUCUUCAGACUCCUUGAACUCUCCCACUCUCCUGGCUUUGUAACCCACCUGGGUGCUGUCCUUCCUGGCUCUGGAGGGGAAUGAAGGGAAGCCACCCUCCGCCUUCUCCACCGUCUCCUUCCCAGGGACCAGCACACUGGCAGUGAGUGACAGCAGACAGAGGGACACCACAGGAGAGCUUGGCUCUGGGGAGAAUGAAGUGGAAUCUGGCCAUGAGGAGCGCUAAGGACCUCAGGGCAGGCCGGUGGAUGAAUUGGGGACUCCCUCCUUUGUGCCACAGGCAGUUCCUGUUACCUUCAAAACUUGGGAGAACUUGUGGACUGAUGCAUCUUCCUGAAGUUGCUCUGGACCAUUGCUUUCCUUUUCUUCUGAUGUUCUGUCUUGGAGUGAUGGUUUCCUUCCCUUGGCUUCCUCUCCCCCUUGCAGGGGGGCCCGAUGGGUGCCUCCCCUCCCACUCAGAUCAUUCCUGUUCAGCUUUAUUCUCUCCCCUUUUUGUUCCUCACCCUUCCGGGACAUUUCAUGAGGGUGGUCCGAACACUUAAGACUUCCUAAAAAGAA